Messenger RNA from Pungitius pungitius (ninespine stickleback), 11220 nucleotides. RefSeq names its product plexin-A1-like. NCBI's taxonomy places the organism in Eukaryota, Metazoa, Chordata, Actinopteri, Perciformes, Gasterosteidae. Gene Ontology annotation, molecular function: semaphorin receptor activity; protein binding. The coding region runs from base 414 to 6092 and encodes 1892 amino acids. Gene Ontology annotation, biological process: regulation of cell migration; positive regulation of axonogenesis; negative regulation of cell adhesion. Gene Ontology annotation, cellular component: plasma membrane; semaphorin receptor complex. The record is from RefSeq and is a predicted model, not a curated record. The transcript is spliced from 33 exons.
UACCCGCAGCUCUCCUCUCAUUCAUGCUGAUCGCUGCUGUCCUGCGCGCACCGAACUGCAGAGCUGAGCUUCGACUCCGGUGCUGCUGCUGGUCUCUGACAAGCCCGCCGGGAAUGGAAAUGUCUUCUGCUGCAACUCUGACAUCUUAAAAAGACAAAACAUGCCAAGGAGGACGAACGCGAACGGCGGUUUGAGCAGGCUGGUGGCGGACGAGGCCGAGGAUCAGGGGUUGAGGCUGUAAAAACAACAGCGGAGCAAGGAGGGAAAAAAAGACAGAGGAAGCAAUCGCUUUGGAAGUCUUUUUCCAUCUUCUACCAUCGUACCCUGCAGUCCUAAACGGAACCGACUGACCCUGCAGAGGAUUACACGCUGAAAAGAAUCCACAGCGGCACCCGCUCGCUCCCCUCACCGCAAUGACCUCCUACCUCAACCCACCUCUUCGCAUACCCCUCAUCCUCUUCCUCCUCCUCUCCCUGUCCAUACCCUGCACCCCGCUCCUCCUCUCCUUCCUUCCACCGGAAGGAGGCCUCACGCAUUUGGUGGUUCACAACAAAACGGGCGAGGUGUACCUGGGUGGCGUCAACUGGAUCUACAAGCUGUCGAAAAACCUGACCAAGCUACGGAGCCACGUCACCGGCCCGGUCACAGACAACCCUCGCUGUUACCCUCCGCCCGGCGUCCAGUCCUGCCCCCACGAGCUGGUGCAGACCUCCAAUGUCAAUAAGCUGCUGCUCCUCGAUGCCGCCCACAACCGCCUGAUUGCCUGCGGCAGUACCUCCCAGGGAAUUUGCCAGUUCCUGCGUUUGGAUGACUUGUUCAAGCUGGGCGAACCCCACCACCGCAAGGAGCACUACCUAUCCAGCGUCGCCGAGGCGGGCACCAUGUCUGGCGUCGUGAUCUCCCCGGAUCUUUUCGGCGGAGGCGGGAAGCUCUUUGUUGGCACCCCCAUCGACGGGAAAUCAGAGUACUUCCCGACGCUGUCCAGCCGCAAGUUGAUGUCCAACGAGGAGAACGCCGACAUGUUCAGCUUCGUCUACCAGGAUGAGUUUGUGUCCUCGCAACUGAAGAUCCCAUCAGACACGCUCUCCAAGUUCCCGGCGUUCGACAUCUACUACAUCUACGGCUUCAACAGCGAGCAGUUUGUGUAUUAUCUGACCCUUCAGCUGGACACCCAGCUCACCUCGCCGGACGCCAGCAGCGAACAGUUCUUCACCUCUAAAAUUGUGCGCCUGUGCGUCGACGAUCCGAAGUUCUACUCCUAUGUCGAAUUCCCCAUCGGCUGCACCAAAGACGGAGUGGAGUACCGCUUGGUCCAGGACGCCUAUUUGGCCCGGGCCGGGGUCCGCCUGGCCCGUUCGCUCGGUAUUGAAGAGCACGAGGAGGUUCUGUUUACCGUGUUCGCCCAGGGUCAGAAGAACAGAGCCAAGCCGCCCAAGGAGUCGGCUCUGUGCCUGUUCACAAUGAGGCGGAUAAAGGAGAGGAUUAAAGAGAGGAUUCAGUCGUGCUACAGAGGAGAGGGCAAACUCUCCCUCCCGUGGCUCCUCAACAAGGAGCUGGCCUGCAUCAACUCGCCACUUCAGAUAAACGACAACUUUUGCGGCCAGGACUUCAACCAGCCUCUAGGCGGCACCACCGCCAUCGAGGGCAUCCCGCUCUACGUGGACAAGGACGACGGCAUGACCUCCGUGGCAGCCUACGACUAUCGCGGGCACACUGUGGCGUUCACUGGCACCCGCGGCGGGCGCAUGAAGAAGAUCCUGGUGAACUCCAUCUCCCAGCCCGCCUUGCUGUACGAGAAUGUGGUGGUGAGCGAUGGCAGCCCCAUCCUGAGAGACAUGCUCUUCAGCCCGGAUCACCAGAACUUAUACGCCCUCACCGAUAAGCAGGUCACACGUGUGCCGGUGGAGAGCUGUGAGCUGUACAGCAACUGUGGAGCCUGCUUGGGAUCAGGGGACCCUCACUGUGGCUGGUGUGUGCUCCAUAAUGUAUGCGCGAGGAAGGACCGCUGCGAACGUGCCGAGGAGCCUCAGCGUUUCACCACCAGGGUGGAGCAGUGCGUCCGACUGUCUGUCCAACCCAACACGGUCUCCGUCACCAUGUCGGAAGUGCAGUUGUCCCUACAGACGCAAAAUGUCCCUAGUCUGUCUGCCGGAGUCAACUGCUCCUUCGAGGACUAUGUAGAGACAGAAGGACGCAUCUAUGGUGGAAGAAUCUUUUGCCUGUCCCCCUCUACAAAAGCAGUUUCCCCCAUCACUCGAGACCAAGGUGACCAACGUGUUAUAAAGUUGUAUCUGAAGUCAAAGGAGACGGGGAAGAAGUUUGCCAGCGUAGACUUUGUCUUCUACAACUGCAGCGUCCACCAAUCGUGCCUGUCCUGCGUCAACGGGAACUUCCCCUGCCACUGGUGCAAAUAUCGCCACAUGUGCACGCAGGACGCCAGCGACUGCUCCUUCCAGGAGGGACGAGUCAACACCUCGGAGGAAUGCCCUCAGAUCCUCCCCUCCACCCAGAUCUACAUGCCCGCUGGGGUCCUGCGGCCGAUCACGCUGCUGGCCCAGAACCUGCCGCAGCCGCAGUCUGGGCAAAGGAACUAUGAGUGCAUCUUCCACAUCCAGGGCAACACACACAGCGUCCCGGCUCUGAGGUUCAACAGCACCAGCAUACAGUGUCAGAAGACUACGUACGACUACGAGGGCGGCGACAUCAGUGACCUGCCAGUCGACCUCUCCGUGGUGUGGAACGGAAACUUUGUGAUCGACAACCCGUUCAACAUUCAAGCUCACCUGUACAAGUGCAGGGCGCUGAGGGACAGCUGUGGUAUGUGCCUAAAAGCCGACCCCAGGUUUGAAUGCGGCUGGUGCGUCCAGGACAGGAAGUGUUCCCUCCGGCAGGAGUGCAACGGUGGAGGAAAUUCCCACCUGGCGCCGCAGCUGACGGAAGGCGGAGGCUGGAUGCACGCCACCUCCGGAAACAGCCGCUGCAGCCACCCAAAGAUCACUAAGUUGUUCCCAGAGACGGGGCCUCGCCAGGGGGGAACCAGGGUGACCAUCCUGGGGGAGAACCUGGGCCUGCAGUUCAGAGACAUCCAGAUGGGGGUCAGGCUGGGCAAGGUGCCCUGCGUGCCUAUUGAAGAGGAGUACAUAAGUGCAGAGAGAAUAGUGUGUCUGCUGAACGAUGCUACCAGCUACAGGGUCCAAGAAGCUCAGGUUGAGGUGUGUGUGAGAGACUGCGUCAACGACUACAGGGCCCUGUCUCCCAGGCCGUUUACCUUUGUGACUCCGUUCUUCAGCCGUAUCCAACCAUCUCAGGGGCCAAUUUCCGGGGGCACCCGAGUCACCAUCGAGGGAAGCUACCUCAAUGCGGGCAGCUACGUGUCUGUCAGCAUCGGACCACAGCCCUGCCACUUCGAAAAGAGGUACGCCCGUGAGAUAGUGUGCGUUACACCAGCCGGAUUUACAGCGGGCCCUGCGUCAGUGUUGGUGGACAUCGACGACGCCGAGCUCCGAAACCCAGAGGUCAAGUUUAACUACACUGAAGACCCCACAGUGCUGAGGAUCGAACCUGACUGGAGCAUUGCCAGCGGUGGCACUCUGUUGACGGUGAGCGGGACCAACCUCGCAACCAUCCGAGAGCCAAAGAUCAGGGCCAAGUACGGGCAGGCGGAGUCCUUUCAUAACUGUACAGUGUACAACAACUCGGUGAUGGUGUGCCUGGCUCCAUCGGUGGCCGACUCGGAGCUGGCUUUUUCCGAGACCGGCACGGGGCCGGAUGAGAUCGGGUUCUACAUGGACAACGUUAAUGCCCUGGUGGUGGUCAACGAGACUUUCAGCUACUAUCCUGACCCCGUGUUUGAGCCGCUCAGUGUCUCCGGGGUUCUGGAGCUCAAACCCACAUCGCCGCUCAUUCUCAAGGGUCGUAACCUGAUCCCAGCGGCUCCAGGUAACAGCCGCCUCAACUACACGGUGCUGAUUGGGGAGACUCCCUGUGUCCUCACCCUGUCCGAGAGCCAGCUGCUGUGUGAGUGGCCCAACCUCACGGGACAACACAAAGUCACGAUCCGUGCGGGUGGGUUUGAGUACUCCCCUGGGACUCUUCACAUCUACUCGGACAGCCUGCUGACGCUUCCUGCCAUCAUUGGCAUCGGCGGGGGUGGUGGUCUGCUGCUUUUGGUCAUCAUCGCUGUGCUGAUCGCCUAUAAGAGGAAGUCAAGGGACGCGGACCGCACUUUGAAACGUCUCCAGCUCCAGAUGGACAACCUGGAGUCCAGAGUGGCUCUGGAGUGUAAAGAAGCUUUUGCCGAGCUUCAGACGGACAUCCACGAGCUGACCCAGGAGCUGGACGGAGCUGGGAUUCCUUUCCUGGACUAUCGCACGUAUGCAAUGAGGGUCCUGUUUCCGGGGAUUGAGGACCACCCUGUGCUGAAGGAGAUGGAGGUACUGGUCCAGGCGAACGUUGAGAAGGCUCUGACGCUGUUUGGCCAGCUGCUGACCAAGAAGCACUUCCUGUUGACGUUUAUACGAACCCUGGAGGCACAGAGGUCCUUUUCAAUGCGGGACCGAGGCAACGUUGCAUCGCUCAUCAUGACCGCCCUGCAGGGGGAGAUGGAGUACGCCACCGGAGUCCUGAAGCAGCUGCUGUCCGACCUGAUAGACAGAAACCUGGAGAGCAAAAACCAUCCCAAGCUGCUGCUCAGGAGAACCGAGUCUGUGGCUGAGAAGAUGCUGACUAACUGGUUCACCUUCCUCUUGUAUAAGUUCCUCAAGGAAUGUGCCGGGGAGCCCCUGUUCAUGCUCUACUGUGCCAUCAAGCAGCAGAUGGAGAAGGGGCCCAUAGACGCCAUCACGGGAGAAGCCCGCUACUCCCUCAGCGAGGACAAGCUCAUCAGGCAACAGAUUGACUACAAAACACUGACGUUGCACUGCGUGAACCCAGAGAACGAAAACGCCCAAGAGGUGACGGUCAAGUGUCUCAACUGUGACACCAUCACUCAGGUCAAAGAGAAGCUGCUCGAUGCUGUGUACAAGGGCAGCCCCUACUCACAGCGACCUAAAGCUUCUGACAUGGACCUGGAAUGGCGCCAAGGUCGCAUGGCUAGGAUCAUUCUGCAAGACGAAGACGUAACCACUAAGAUCGACAAUGACUGGAAACGGCUCAACACGCUGGCUCACUAUCAGGUGACUGACGGCUCUGUGAUCGCCCUGGUGCCGAAGCAGAACUCUGCCUACAACAUCUCCAACUCCUCCACCUUCACCAAGAGCCUCAGUAGAUACGAGAGUAUGCUGAGGACGGCCAGUAGUCCAGACAGCCUACGAUCACGAACACCCAUGAUAACCCCGGACCUGGAGAGUGGAACUAAAUUGUGGCAUCUGGUGAAGAACCACGACCAUUCGGACCAGAGGGAGGGCGACCGAGGCAGCAAGAUGGUCUCUGAGAUCUACCUGACACGGCUGCUUGCUACGAAAGGUACGCUACAAAAGUUUGUGGACGACCUUUUUGAGACCAUCUUCAGCACGGCACACAGAGGCAGCGCCCUGCCGCUGGCCAUCAAGUACAUGUUCGACUUCCUGGACGAGCAGGCCGACAAACACUCCAUUACAGACUACGACGUGCGGCACACCUGGAAGAGCAACUGUCUUCCUCUGCGGUUCUGGGUGAACGUCAUCAAGAACCCCCAGUUUGUCUUUGACAUCCAGAAGAACAGCAUCUCAGACGCCUGUCUGUCCGUGGUGGCGCAGACCUUCAUGGACUCCUGUUCAACGUCAGAACACAAGCUUGGAAAAGACUCCCCUUCAAAUAAGCUCCUCUACGCUAAAGACAUCCCCAACUACAAGAACUGGGUCGAGAGGUAUUACUCGGACAUAUCCAGAAUGCCAGCCAUCAGUGACCAGGACAUGAGUGCCUACCUUGCAGAGCAGUCGCGCCUGCACCUCAGCCAGUUCAACAGUAUGUCGGCGCUGCACGAGAUCUACUCCUACAUCAUCAAAUACAAAGACGAGAUCUUGUCGGCGUUACAGAAGGACGACCAGUCGCGCAGACAGCGGCUACGCGGAAAGCUGGAGCAGGUCAUUGACACCAUGGCGCUGGCCAGCUGAGGACCGGCCCGUCCUCACGACGACCUUCGACACGCGUGACAUUUUUUGGCCCUUUGACGUUAGAAGUCUGUCCGUUACCCCCUUCACAAACAGCAGCGGAAAGGACUGCAAGGACACAAGCGGCCAGCAGCAGCAGCAGCAGCACACAGGAGAGACGGCAGAGUUUGGAACUGAGGCCACUCCGGGGCUGGCUUUUUCUUUUUCUCUCUGAGCCACCAACCCAGCUCCCAACAACCAAAUCAAGCGCACCCUCAGCCUCAGCCAUUAUGGACCUCAGCUCAGAAGAGCGUUUAUUUUCAUCAAGGCCCUCAUCUCAUCUAGACUCCUACGGGUGCAGCACUUGGGUACUUUGUCCAUGAUCGGCAUCGGCACACUGCUGACCAAAAAGCUCACCUAGCUGGAUCCAGAGCUGAAAUGCUACUGCAAAGGUGUAGGCCGCCAGCGAGGGGCUCUCCACAGCCAAGGCUACAAGUUUAAACUGGCAGCCAAUAAGAAACAAGGAUCUUUUAUUUCCUGGCUGUCCACUACUGUGAGGUCAGAGGUCGAGGUCGGCUACAGCGCAGCAGCCUUGGUGCUGGUAAGGAGGAAGAACUUUGCAGGGAAACUCUUCCUCCAGAACAAACUCUGCAACCUGUGAUCAACAUUUCAGGACAUUUUCAGUUUCAUAAUUCCGCUUAUGUUUUAUAAACCUAUUUCUUUCCCUCCUUUAACUGCCUCCUCUCCCCCUGUGCUGUGCCACUUGUGUCACUGCUGAAUUUGCACAACAAAGCUAAAUCAAAUGAAAGAAAAGGAUAUAUGAAUAUAUAUAGAUAUAGAUAUAGAUAUAUGAAUACAUACCUUGUUUUAAAAAAAAAAUUGAAAAUUGAAAAAAAAAAAAUGUUUUCCAUAGUGGUGUACAAAAAAAGUUUGAGAAGACUAUUUGAUAUUUCCAAGUUGAAAACAAUGAAAACACAAGAAAAAAGUCGUCCUGUGCCAUGUUUUACUUUGAAUGUUGUUUAGUGCAAAGAGACUUCUUUUUGUUAGAGGAGAUGUGCUAUGAUGAAAAUGUUGACAUGCUUAGUGACUAAAAGUGAAAUUUUAAACAUAUACAUACAUAUGUAUAUAUGUGUGUUUGUAUAUGUGUAUAUAUACAAAUAUAUAUAUAUACACAUAUAUAUUACACCGACCUACAGUGCUUUUGUGUUUGUUUUAGGAGAAACCAAAUACAUGGCCUGGUCAGCUGAUUCACACAAAAGACAUUCCUGUGGAAGCCACUAAAAAGGCCCAGCAGAGCAUUUGAGAAUUUGGUACACUGCGCUCUUCGACUUCUUGAUGUAGUUUUCUAGACUUCUCCUCUUGCCUGAAAAAAAAAGAAAAAAAAAAGGUAUGGGUCAGGCCCAACUUGGGUGUGCAGAAGAAAGGUGAAACAGCGCUGUCUCAUGUUUUGGCUUGUUUUCUCGUCUGCAGUGAAGACGCCCCGGCUAAAGGUACCCCCUUUUGAAAUGUGAAUGUGGUUUAUGAAAACAAAAUGUAGCUUGAUUUAUGUAAGUGAUUUUGUACCGGUUGAAGGCCUUUCUCUUUUUUUGUUUUGUAUUGUGUUUUGAUAGGGUUUAAAAAAACUGAAUUGUUUCCUUUCCAAUACGUGCUGUUCAGCAUUAUCUUGCAAUGCUUAAAAAAACAAUUGAUACAUCAAUGACACAUUCCUUUCUCCUGUGAGUGUAAAAAUAUGCUACACGGUCAAUAACAAACUAGAAAAAUAGAUUGAAAGAUUGAUAAACCAAACAGGGUAAUGUUUACUGUGUGCCGUCAUCCAUCCUGUAAGAGUUUGUUUGAAACAUGGAGCACUAGAACGGGCGUCUCAAGUACCGGGUCAGAGGUCAGAGGUCAAGAUCAACUCUGUUUUGAAAGCAAACAACUGAACAAAGCAGAUUAUAAUGCAUCCGAUGCAUCCUUCUUCAAAGGAAAUUGUUGGAGAUGCCUCAAAACCAUUUCAUGUUUUUUCCUCUUCAACAGUGCAUCCCUCUAAUUUUUUUCUGACUUGCAACUGUGUGGAAAAGCCUUUAAUCAGCUGACGCUAGAGUCACCCAUUUUUGAUCAUGAUCAGACAGCACAGAACUUUCCAGAUGCAUGCUGGACCUCUCGAGCCUUGGCUUAAAAGUCGGCUUGAGUUGGCGAAGGGGAACCUGAACGAUGCCAGCCUUUCUUGGGAUGUGCUGUGGUGAUAGAUGGCUGUAACUGCAGAUUUAGUAGAUCCCAGUGAAUCAGAAACACCCAAAACGCUUUUAAGCACACGAAAAAGCCCCCUGCGAUACGACCCACCCAUGGACCUAAAAACGUGCCUAUGCUGCAGUAACGUUGGGUGCGUUUAAUACUCUGAUGGCAAAGAUGGCACAUUCACACACUAGAAGAUUUUUGAAAGAACUUUGAAAGCCCAACCCGGAUAAAAACAUACCUAUACAGUACUCAUAUUUGUUAAUUGUAUUUAUAAAUAUGAUAAGCAUCAUCCUUUUCACAUAAGUUUUUACAAAACUGUAAACUAAGUAAAAGGUAUGUGAGCAAAGCUCCAGAAGGCAUUUGUUUGAGGCUGGGAUUGGUUAGUUAGUAGUCACUUAUGCCCUUGUGGUACAUUCAGGCCCAGGCCUCUUUUUUGUGUGUCUUUGAGCAGCAAUUUCUCCAGAAUAAGCUUUCAAGAACUGGCAAAUAGCAAUCAAGUUCAGGCAAGAAUGAGAUCUAAGUAACCGGAUUUCUCUUUUUAUGUGACAAUGAGGCAUUGCAGGGUGCUAGCUGCAUGUUAGCUGAUGUUGGUUAUUGCAGUUGAGGCAGCUACCUAGCUAACAUGCUAGUCUAAAUAGGAAUCCUACUACAUAAUGAAUGAUUUCCAAGGUGCAUUGGCAUGGAAGUUAUACACUAUUUUCCCUGAUACUGGACAUCAAUUCUCUGCGCCCUUUCACAUUUAGACAUCACUUAUUUUGUCUAGGUGUUAACUUUUUGUUUAUUUAUUUAAAGAUGCAUUCGAGACCUGGACCAACCCUUAACGCAACCUAACCAAUUGCAUGUUCGCUUGGCAUUUAAAAGGCAUACAUUACCCUCGAUGGAUUCGUUCUUUUAGGAUGCCGUGUUUGGCCCAAAUGAAACAUACUGCGUACUACGUGCUUAAAUACUGGAACCACUGAUCUCCGCAGGGUAAACCGAAGCUUAUUUUAAUCCACAACAGGAGAAAGUUAUCUCUAAUCGACCUUUCAGUUCUUCCAUAUGAAGAGUUAGCACUAAGUUAAAGUCAUUGAAAUACUCCUUCAUGGAAAGUAUUACGUUUUUGUAUUUACGCUUGAUAAGUGGUGAAUUUGAUGUAGUGUUAUUUCCACACUCAAGCACUCUAAUGCAUUCUGGUACAUAUGAUUUAAUGACUGAACCAGCCUGAUGCAUUUAUGUCUGGCUGUUAUUCACUUGCUCAACUCUUCUUUUGAUGGGGAUCGUUUUAGAGGUGUGGAAAUGGUAAUGAGGCUUAGUUGGUGAAGUAAAAAUGCAAAAAAGCGAAAUCAGCGAGAUGGCAGCAGAAAGCUCACUUGGUCUCUGGUUCUGUUGUAUCUUAGUUUCGCUUCUUGUUUUCUGCUUUACCACUUGUUGGGAUAUAAGAUGAAAAGACUUGGGCAAGGCAGAGGAAACACUUUGAAGGCCGCUUCAUUAUCCAUUCCGUUGCAUCUGUGUAACUUGACUUCCACAUAGUUAUAUACAGUGAUGAAGGAGGGAGGAGGAGGAGGGAGAGAUUCUCUUGGCGAUUGACUUCUGCAGAUCUGUUCACCGGGGCUUUUCUGGCUCAGCCCAUCCUGAAAAUGGUGAAUUUCCUUUAAUGUUUUCAAAGGGUCAGAUUCAAGGUACCUGUCCAAAAUGUGUAAUAUACAUGUUUACAACAUCAUGCAAGAUGAAUGUUGAAGUGCAAUAGUUCUGUUAGUUGUGAGACUGAGAUGAUAGGUUUGUGGACAGAAUGGCUGGCCCUUAAAUUAUGUCAUUUUCUUAUUUUUGUUUGACAAACAAAUGACUUUUGGAUCGUUGGUGUGUUAUGUUCAUUCACUAUGAUUCACCCUUUUUCACGUUCGGCUGAGCUAAGCUACUUUGUGACUUUAGCUGUGCACUUAAAUCUACUCCUAAAACAGAAAUUGGUAUCGGGCCACUCUCAACAAACAAAGUGAAUCAUCUCAUUUCUCAAAAUGAAGGAACUGUGCUUAUUUGCUUUCAUGGUGAAGCGUUAAAGAGAUAAUUGAGAACACCACCCUCAAAUCUGUCUGAGUGUGAAGCUGGGGGAGAGAAUAUGGUUAGCUUAGCUUAGCAUGGAGACGCGGAGCAGGGGAAAUAACCUGCUUACCUCUGCCCAGAAGUAAAAAAAACAAGCACUGAGAAGCUGGUUAGUUGAUUUAUGUGUGCAGAGACAGGCUAGCUGCGCUCUCUGGUAACUAGUUCCUCUGCUAAGCUAAGCUAACGGUAUCGUAGCUCUAGCUUGAUAUUGAGUAUAGGUUGCAGAUCGGAAAUUGGUAUACUCAAAUUGGGAAUAACGGCAUUUCCCAAAAUGUCAGAUUAUUGCUAUUUUUAACCAACCAAGAUAAUAAUUCAGGAACCUACAACCAUUUUCUUCAGAAAGAGAUCUCUGAAUUUAUUAUGAAAUGUUUUGUGAAAUGUGCUUAUUUUCAGUAUGGGCUGUACCCUCCAACAUGGCUGCUCCUGCAACGCACAAACUUAAAGCCUAAUGUGUCAUGUUCUGUCCCCUCCCUCUUCCCUUUAGCAACACUUUGUCACAAGUUUCACAUCCCUCGGGUUCUCUCCUGCUUCCACACCUACUGAGUUCACUCAGAUUAAAGUACACUUCAGAGCAUAUGAUACAAAAAAAACCUUCACACACAGAUUAGGGAAGAGAGCGGUAGAAAGAAAAAAAAAUAUCUUGAAGAGUUUUAAUACUUUAUGAAUUAUGAUACCUUUUUAAGAGUUUCAGACUUGAAGCUGCUGUGACAGGUUUUGGCUGUUUCACGCCUGUGUAAAUAUCCUGCUCUUUCCUAUUUUGCAGAUUUAUUACAUGUAAAUAGACACGCAUCAAGGAGAGAUUAAACAUGUUUUUUGCUAAAUCUGUGUCGUCUGACGUUUUCAUUCCCCUUCCCUAUAU